AUGUCUUUUCUUCAUUCAAUUUCACUCCUCUUUAAGCUUUUGUAAUAAUUACUUGUGGGGUUUUGUUGUUUUCCAAUUUUUUUCAACUUUAUCCUUGUAUUCACUUCAAAUUUCUCUUGUUUAUACACAUAUACAUUUGAAAGAACCUUACUUGUUUUCAUUUUGAAUUGAGUUUUGAGCUCUUCUUUUGCUUUUGAUCAUUUUUUUCAGGUUUCUGCUUCUAUCCUUUAUGUAUCCCUAUAGUUAUGUUUAUCUUUCUUAAAUUUUAAGCAUCUAUAUAUUUUCAGGUAUGUUUGAUGUUUACAAGAAGCUACAAAUUGGUUGUGUUAUAUUGGUUUUGUUCUUCUGCUCUUUUGUUAAUUGCUGAUGAAGUUUAUUUAUUUGUAUUUGGUGAAAUCGCUUUGUUGAUUUACCUUGUAUUAAGUAGGAAGAUUUCUUGUUAUGCUAUCCGAUUGAAGAGUUAAAUUUAGAUAUAAUUUUUGGCUUGCCCAAUUUUUUUUUUUUUUGGUUCUGCUUCUUUUAUGUUGUCUUUCUAAUAAAAAUUGGAUGAUAAAUUGGUGAAUCGUGGAUCGUAUUACAUAUAUAUACCUCCUUUUUCUUAAUUAUGAUAAGCUUUAUCUUGAAACUUUUGAGUUAUUUAGGUGAACCUUCUCUUGUAAAAUUGUGUGAAACAAAUUAAAACUAAAUUGCUUGAGCUUUGUAAAUACAGCCAAGUGCCAACUAAAGAGAGAUUUUAGAUGAAGCAGAAAAAUAGGCAAAAUGAAAAGAAUUCAUAAAAGUAGGUAUUGAUGAAUAUGCAAGAAAUAUUAAGAUAAGAUGGAAAAAAAUUUGUGUUUAUUAUGUUCUUUGAGGUGGUUGUGAGCAUUAGUAAAAGAUCUAAACUAACUAAUUUAUCAACAUUUAUUUGCUUUUAACUUUUGAACAGCUGGCUGUUCAUGCUAUAAAAGAUGAACCACGGUAGACAAGGUUAAUCAUGUACUCUACCUACUUACAAUCCAAGAAACUGCAUGAUGCUUUUAUUCAGCUUGUUAUUGCAGUAAUGAUACUCCCUUUGGUCCAAAAUAAUUGAUGUUUUAGCUUCUAAAAAUUGGUCCAAAAUUAUUGAUGUUUCACAAAAUCAAGAAGGUAUUUAGUUCCCAAAUUUGCCCUUAACACAUUCCUAAUCCCCUUGAUAAUUAUGUCAACCUAAAAGGAAAAGAAAAUAAUAAUUAAGGGUAUUUUAGUCAAAACCCCUCUUAAUUUUAGGAGUAAGUGAAUUCCUCAAUCCAUGUGCCGAAGCCUAAGACAUCAAUUGUUUUGGGCUGGAAGCAGAGGCGAAUCCAAGAUUUCAAGAGGAUGAGUUCACCUUGGAUUUUUUUUUUUUUUAAAAAAGAAAAGACGCAAAAGUGCAUUUUGUAAGGUUCGAUCCCACCACCUUAAGGGAUUAAACCCAACACUUAACCAGUGCUCCACUUGAUCUAGUUUGACCAUGUGUUCCUUCAGUUAAUGUUAGAUAUAUUUUAAGGAUUUUAUACAUAAUAUACUGAGUUUAGUCAGGUGACCAUGUGUUCACGUGACCCAUUUUUAAUGCAUAGAUUCGCCCCUGGCUGGAAGGAGUAGCAACAAAAAUGGAGAGGAGAUAACGUAUUGCAAUUAACAAUGUUGACGCUUACUUUAUCUUAAAGUGUCUGAUUUGUUAUCUACAAUAUUUCUAAUAUUCGCUGUUUGUAUCAGGCGUAGGAUGCAGGACGCAAGUACCCAGUAAAGUCGCUCUUGUUGAUCUUUUGGAGUUGAACAUGAUCGCUCUCCAUUUCGGAGAGUUUCUGAUGUACUUUUUAAUUUGUGUAUUUCCAUUUCAUAUUGCUUUGUUAGAAAUGGGUUAGAAAGUUACUGGCCGAUGCGUUCAACUUCGUUUUUCUCAGUCUUGUCUAAUAUUUUUCUAGUGAGAAUGGCUAGUUUGCCUGGUAGCAGUGAGAUUACAGAGUCAAUAGAGGAUCCUGCAUAUAAAAUGAAUGAAGGUGCACUUUAUAACAUGAAGCCUAUAAAAAAGUAUUGUAUUGAAGAUGAUAUUAAUAAACUGUUUGAGGAGAUGGAGAUUAGGAAUUCCAAUAGGGGUGUGAUGAGUAAACGUGCGAUGAAGAGGCCGAUGAGAUCUAGCCCCUUUCAUGCAUCAGGCAUAGGAAUUUCUGGGCCUGCAAGUUUGAAGCAGGCCUUGAGAGGAUUAUGUAUCUCUCAGGCAUCAGAGCUGGCUGCUGUGAAGAAGCAAUCAUCAAAAGCAUCCAGGAUUAUGCAUGAUGAUGGAGGUAUGCGGAAUUUGGUGGAGAUAUCUCUCGUCCCAGAGAGUAGUAUGGUGGAUUCUUUGCAUAAGAGUCCUGAAUCUAAAAAUGUGCCAGUACAAGAACAAUGUACUUUUGCAACUCGUUCUUGUCAUCUCUCUGAAGAUGCAUCGGAACAUAAGGCAAGUGAAGUUCCAGCAGAAAGUGAGGUCCUUUGUCAGUCAAAUGGCCAGAAAACGACAUUGGAGUUACCACAUUCUUCGAGUGGCAACUGUACUGAUAACGUGGAACUAGUACUAGAACAGAUCGUGCCUUCUGUAAAUGAAGCUCCAGUAACUGCAAUUGUAGCAGACAGGGAGCACGAGCAAGAUUUACAUUUUGCGUCUUGCUCCUCCUUUUCCGGUGCAGGAAAUAAAGUCAUUAACCCUACCUCUAGAACCUCUGGUAGUCCAAGUCUGACGAAACCAGUUUUCAGAAGCAAAACCUUUUUCAAGAAGAAAGUUUUAUCUUCUUUAUCCAGCCGUCCGAAACAUUGUAAUGGUGGAAUCAAUAGUGAUUGGUCUUGUAGCACAAAUGAGUUUCCUUGUCAGACACCUAAAUAUGCUCCGAGGAAUAACUGUAAAGAAGAGGAUAAGGAGAGUAGCAUAGAAGUUAGUUCAUCGGGUUUGAAGUCUGGUGUUGCUAAACUAGGUCUGAGCUCAAAUAGUAACAAAGCAAGAAGUAUACUUACAAAAGCUGAUGAAAGACCGAGGUCAAAGGAAAAGGGGCAGAUGUCUCAAAGUUCAAAGAGUAGUAUUGGGGAUUAUAGCAGCAACACAAGUGUUAGCGAUGAAAGCUAUCUCAGUGGGUCUAGUCGCAGUGGUUAUCGGCCUCAUAUGUCAAAAGAUUUGAGAUGGGAGGCUAUUAUUAGUGUUCAAAAGCAGCAUGGAAAUAUUGGCUUAAGUCAUUUUAAACUGAUCAGAAAACUCGGAGGUGGGGAUAUUGGGAAUGUUUAUCUCUCCGAGUUAACAGGCACAAACUGUAUGUUUGCUGUGAAAGUCAUGGAUAAUGACUUACUGACCAGCAAGAGGAAGGCGACGAGAGCUCAGACUGAAAUAGGAAUUCUUCAAAUACUGGAUCAUCCGUUUCUCCCAACUCUCUUCGCCCAUUUUACCAAUGACAAAUACUCGUGUUUAGUGAUGGAAUAUUGUCCAGGUGGUGAUCUGCAUGUACUGCGACAAAAACAACCAAGCAAGAGUUUCUCCGAACAAGCUGCGAGAUUUUACGUUGCUGAAGUUCUUCUUGCAUUGGAAUACCUUCACCUGCUUGGAGUUGUCUACCGGGACUUAAAACCCGAGAAUGUGUUGGUUCGAGAAGACGGCCAUAUCAUGCUGUCUGAUUUUGAUUUGUCUCUUAGGUGUGCUGUUUAUCCUACCUUGGUAAAAUCAUCUUCACCUAUGCUUGAGCUUCCGAAAAAGUCUAGUCCGUUGUGCUCAGCUAGCUGCAUUGAUCCCUUCUGCCUACAUCCAUCCUGGCAAGUAUCCUGCUUCGGCCCCAGGUUUUUAUCUACGGAAGCAAAGACACGUAAGCUAAAGGCUGACCUAGCUGCACAAGUCUCACCUUUACCACAGCUUGUUGUGGAGCCAGCCAACACUCGAUCCAACUCAUUUGUAGGGACCCACGAGUAUCUAGCUCCAGAGAUUAUCAAAGGUGAAGGUCAUGGCAGUGCUGUAGAUUGGUGGACCUUAGGAAUCUUUCUUUAUGAGCUUUUAUAUGGUAGGACUCCUUUCAAAGGGACAGGAAAUGAGGAUACACUAGCCAAUGUGGUUUCUCAAUGUCUCAAUUUUCCAGCUAGGCCUAUUGUUAGCUCUCAUGCAAGAGACUUAAUCAGAAGGUUGUUGCAGAAGGAACCCGAGAAUAGAUUCGGAGCUGUGAGAGGGGCAGCAGAGAUAAAGCAACAUCCGUUCUUCGAGGGACUUAACUGGGCGUUAAUCCGAUGCUCUACGCCUCCAGAAGUACCUAGAUCAUACGACUUGGCAAAUGUCGUCCCUGAUGCCAACCGACAAAAUAAGGAGAGUAGCAAGUGUCAAAAAGAGUUGAGAAAUAUAGGAGAAGAUAUUGAGGUUGAGAUGUUUUAGCAACACUGUAGUCUGUAGGUAUGAGAAGGGAUAGGUCUGGCUUUACAUUUUACAGAUUGUGUCUGAUAUGUGUAACUAAUAGGCAGUUUAACAUAGAUAUAGUGUACAUGUUCCACAAAGUGCAACACAUGAAGAAACAUAUAAUGUAUACCAUGUUUCAUAAAGUUGUUGAUUGUGCUAUGUAUCAGAGGAUGUAACUUUAUCAGCCCAAUUGAAAUGGAAAACUGGAAUGUGCAGCGACUCCAGGAAGUUAUCAAA
This is a messenger RNA of Lycium barbarum (goji berry), 4630 nucleotides long. Its product is annotated as serine/threonine-protein kinase D6PK-like. The record is from RefSeq and is a predicted model, not a curated record. NCBI's taxonomy places the organism in Eukaryota, Viridiplantae, Streptophyta, Magnoliopsida, Solanales, Solanaceae. Gene Ontology annotation, cellular component: cytoplasm; nucleus; plasma membrane. Gene Ontology annotation, biological process: protein phosphorylation. Bases 1877 to 4372 code for a protein of 831 amino acids. The transcript has 2 exons. Gene Ontology annotation, molecular function: ATP binding; protein serine/threonine kinase activity.